Molecule: messenger RNA, 3076 nt
Organism: Neogale vison (American mink)
Lineage: Eukaryota; Metazoa; Chordata; Mammalia; Carnivora; Mustelidae
Gene: TGIF2
Product: TGFB induced factor homeobox 2
Exons: 3
Coding region: 114-827 (237 amino acids)
Biological process (GO): regulation of transcription by RNA polymerase II
Molecular function (GO): RNA polymerase II cis-regulatory region sequence-specific DNA binding; DNA-binding transcription factor activity, RNA polymerase II-specific
Source: RefSeq, a predicted model, not a curated record
UCCCCCGGCGCCCCCCGCCCCCUGCCAAGACGCCCGGCACCGAGCCAGGGGCCGCGUGGACGGAAAAGCCGCUCGGAAAAGCUUGCCCAAGGUCCACCUAGCCCCUAAACACCAUGUCAGACAGUGAUCUGGGUGAGGACGAAGGCCUCCUCUCCCUGGCAGGCAAGAGGAAGCGCAGAGGGAACCUGCCCAAAGAAUCGGUGAAGAUCCUCCGGGACUGGCUGUACUUGCACCGCUACAACGCCUACCCCUCAGAGCAGGAGAAGCUGAGCCUUUCUGGACAGACCAACCUGUCAGUGCUGCAGAUAUGUAACUGGUUCAUCAAUGCCCGGCGGCGCCUUCUCCCAGACAUGCUCCGGAAGGACGGCAAAGACCCCAAUCAAUUCACCAUCUCCCGCCGCGGGGGUAAGGCCUCAGAUGUGGCCCUGCCCCGAGGCAGCAGCCCCUCAGUGCUGGCUGUGUCUGUACCAGCCCCCACCAAUGUGCUCUCCUUGUCCGUGUGCUCCGUGCCACUCCACUCAGGCCCGGGGGAAAAGCCAGCAGCCCCCUUCUCACCAGGGGAGCUGGAGCCCCCGAAGCCCCUGGUGACCCCUGGCAGCACACUCACUCUACUGACCAGAGCUGAAGCCGGAAGCCCCACAGGUGGACUCUUCAACACGCCACCGCCCACCCCCCCAGAGCAGGACAAGGAGGACUUCAGUAGCUUCCAGCUGCUGGUGGAGGUGGCGCUACAGAGGGCUGCUGAGAUGGAGCUUCAGAAGCAGCAGGACCCAUCGCCCCCCUUACUGCACACUCCGAUCCCCUUAGUCUCUGAAAACCCCAAGUAGGCAUCUGCCAAAAGGGGUGCUCGAGGCUCGAGCCAGCUGUCCUGGGUUUCCAUUUGGGUUCCCUUUCAUACAGAGGGUUUUCUUGGAUCACUGCCAAACAUCAGGAUCAUCUCCUCUGUCCAGAGGUCUUCAGCAGGAAGAUGCCAGCUGGUGUCACUGCACCGUGACGGGGACCUCUCUGCUAACUGCCGUUUCUCCAGGCCUCCUCAGUGAUGAGAUGGAGAUCGGAGACGGGCAUGGUGCUGCUGCUGCUUCUCCAGAGAAUCCCUAGGACACCUCUGUCCCAGCCUGCUUUCCUGGCUGGGCACAGGAAACCCACCACAUUCAGACCUACGCCCCGGAGCUGGGCCUCUCUGUGUUAAGCGAAGUGUGGACAGUCCAAGUUCAUAAGUGUGAACAAGAGAAGAGGAACCCAGCAGAUGUAACAGAACUGACUCCAGUUGAAUGUUUAGGUUUUCACUAAACUUUAUUUUUCCUUUUUUGCUGGGGUUUGCAUUAAUGGGAGUAGUUAGCCCAGGUGUGGGGAGUCAGUGUGUGUUGCCUGAGGGAGUCUGACGAACUGGGAAUUAGGCACCACUGCAACUGGUGAGUGUUUUACAAGGAAAGAGUAUCUUUAUUUUGGGGACCAGCUAAAUCUCUGCAAAAUUCCAAAUGAUUGUUUUAUUGUUGGUUUGAUUUACCCAAAAAAAAAAAGGACACACACACACACAAAAACCCCUUUUUGAGCUCUGGCUUUUCUGCGUCAGGCACAGAGCCUUUAAGAAUAAAGAAAGGGUCCAAUACAGAAUCUGACCAAACCUUCUAAGCGCAGAGCAGAGAAGGAUGAUAAAACCGGACAGGUGGUUAUUGGUUUGGUUUGUUCGUUUUUCUGUUUUGUUUUGUUUUUUAAAUUUUUGUUUUUACUAUGUUUUGGGGGACAGGGGAAGUAAGCUAGACCAAGGCAGUGAGUUUUUUGGUUUUGUUUUGUUUUUUCUCCUUAAUAUUUUCCCCUCUUUAUCCUUGAAAGUUUGGCCAAGCAGCCUGGGUUUUGAAUUCCAUUAAGAACUCGGGAUUAGUGCGGCCAAAACGGAAAAAGCUGCCAGUAGCUCCUACUUGGAGAGAAGUGAGCCACCUACUGGUCAGGAAGCCCUUGUAGCUGACUCCGAUGGGCCUUUAUUCCCAUGACAGUGGCAAGAACCUAUUCCUGGAAGAAGCAGGGAACGUGCCCCCAGCGGCUGAGAAGCUGCCUUCUCUGGAGGCUGGGGCUGGAAAUCGGUUAGGAAGCCUGUCCACUGUGUCUUUGUAUUGCACCUUUCUCUAAAUUGGAGUUGCAGAGCCCUCUGCUCUGAACUUCACAGUGAACUAGAUCACGGUCUUAUUCUUCUCCCUCCUCUCCAUUUUUUUAUUUUGCUGUCUCACUGCUAACAGCGUUUGACAGCAAUACAUCCCAUCUUUAUAUAUCCUCAGAAACACUAAUUCUAGGUUACUAUUAGCCAAAAUAUUUUUGUUCUGAAUAAUGUUGUUACUGGGCCGAAAGGUCAGGAGCCCUCAGCCUCUAGUUUCCUGAAGUUGCCCAGUCAGGUAGGCACAAGGGGGAGAUUCCUGGGGGUUGACUUGGGUGGGCCUGGACAGGAGAAAGGCAGCAACGUGUGUUCUGUCCUUUCUGGGAUGAUGUCUGAAGGCUUCAGGGAGGCUACCUGACUUCUCAGUGGCUUGGCCUGCCCACUGCUGUGGGAAUGGGGAUUAGUUACUUAAGGAGAGGGAGCUUUGCUCUCUCUGAGUGGGCAUGUUUCCUAGGCUCUCUCUUUUGCUACCCCAGCCUGUCUUUGCAUGUCCCAGGGGGAUCAGGGAUCCUCGCCCUCCUGAGGCCCAGCUGGGGAAGAAAGAAUAGCAGCUUCAAGACAGCUGAAGCUGCUGUUUGCCCAGCCUGUUCCACCCCACCCAUGUCUGAGCCCAGGUCUGGUAGCACUGUAGGAAGACGCUUAUAGCAAGAGCCCCUGGCAGUGUAUUGGGCUGGGGUGGGACUUUUCCUUCCCACAGUGCACUGAGCAGUAGAGAUGGUGAGGGGUGAGGAGCCAUGCUGCUGAAUUCUGGUUGGCAUUUCCCCCUUGUGCGAGAUGGGGAGGCUGGAGGUGGGGCAGCCUCUGCUUGGUUGGGUUGUGAGAGAAACCUGGAGAAGCACAGUUAUCCCGUUGAGUUAUUUGAGCAAAAAACUACUGUAAAUAACUUUUGUUUUUGUCUUUCGUCAAAUAAAGUUGUUUUUGGGUUUU